Notechis scutatus (mainland tiger snake) is the source of this 2705-nucleotide messenger RNA. Lineage: Eukaryota; Metazoa; Chordata; Lepidosauria; Squamata; Elapidae. The record is from RefSeq and is a predicted model, not a curated record.
UCCAAAUCACCGCCCCGUAAAAGAAGUUUGAGGAAACAAAUCACUUUGUCUACGACCGUCCCUGCCUUUCGAAAAGCCCACGCAAGAACUUGCGGAGUCCAUUUCCCCCUUGUUUUUGGCGUUCUGGGAGGUUUGCUGGAGGUCUCCCCGUUGUCAUCUUCUGUUUCCAAUCCUCGGCUGAUAGAAAGCGCCCCGUAAAGCAGCAAUAAGGAUGGAACAGUUGAAAGAUGAUUCCAUUGCUGGAACCAGUGAUGAAAAUUCAAAGAUCAAAGAAGAAGUACGAAUUAACAAUGAAUAUGAUUUUCCUGAAAACAUUUCAGCAAUUUGCAAGGAGUUAAGUGUAGAAGAACGAACAUUCAGGGUGAAAUUUGGUGGAAAUGGGAAGAAGUAUCUUGUGAGUGGCUUACUUACUGACAGUAUACUUCAUGCCCUCCGGUCUAGUAAACGUGUUCGUGACUGGAUGGACAGCAAGAAGACAGAAGAGUUCUACUUAAUAGAGAGGAAAGAGUCUUCCGAUGUCUGUGUCAAUCUGGGAAUGCCUUUAAAGUAUGUAUCUGAAAACUCAUUAUUUGAAAUGAAGUCCUACAGGCCGAAUACACAGGGAAUAAAUGAGAACACUAAUGAAGGAUGGUAUCGCCAAUAUGACAAUAGCGAAAAAGAAUGUAUAGUGUUCUAUAUCCGUGGAAUAGGUUCUAGAAUGGAAAACAGUGGAGCACUGAGCCGUAGGUUAAUCAAAAAACCCAGACUACUUAAUGAAUAUUGCGUAUUUUGUAUCUUUGCCCCCAAAGAAGAAUCCAUCAAAGAUGCCCUGUGCAAGGAUGGCCGCUUUCUUCCAUUGCUAAAAGAAGAGGAUUGGGCCCUGAUAAAAGAUGGAACCCUCAUAGAGAACAAAUUUCCAGUUAAUAUAUUAUCAGAUAAAGUUUAUGAAAUUGAGGUGGAGUCUAAGAAAGGUGCCAGAUGUAGUGGUGAUCAAAACAAGAAACUGAAUGAUUUAGAUUUGGAGGAGCAGCAGCUGAGUACCCUUGAAAACCCACAGCCACCUCCAGACUUUGAGGAGGAAGAGCUCAGUGCUUCUAAAAAACAACAGCCAGAGCCGGAUUGUGAGCAGGGACAGCUCAGCACUUCUAAAAAACAACAGCAGCAGAACCUUGAAUGGCAGAUCCUGCAGUUGUAUCCUAAGCUGAAGGAAGCACAAGAAAACAUUGAGAAAUUUUUGACACGUAACAAAAAGGAUUUUGAAGUUUAUAAAAGAGAGUUUUGCAAGGAGAUAAAUGACGUUCUUUCAUUCAAGUUGGUGAAGACUCUUGCUAAAAAGGGUGAUUCAGUUGGCUUUAUAGAAUGGAAGAAUCUUAACAGUGAAGGGUCUGCAACUUGCUUCGUUCUCCAUGGUAGAUAUAUAUUAACGUGUUACCAUGUAAUAAAGUUUAUAGUUGGAGAAGGAAAUGAAGCAAAGGACUGGGGAAAUAUAAUUAAGCAGUCAGCCCGUGUAACUUUCUCUUUUGAAGAAGAGAAACCUGAAGAAAAGUGGUUCUCAUUGGAGAACUGGUUUGAAAUAGCAGAUGCGGAUCUUGAUUUUGCUGUCCUGAAGUUGGAAGAAAAUGAAAAUAAAAGUCGUCAUCCUCCAUCAGGACUGUUGCAAUUACAUUUUCUACCAGAUGCAAACGGUCCCAUUUUUAUCAUAGGUCACCCAAAUGGAGAAAUCAAGUCCAUGGAUAUUUGUCUUGUUGUCAGUAGACUUGACCGUGGCAAUGAAUUUAGCAAUCAUUUGAACAAACGCAAGCAAAUUGAAUGUAGCAAAGAUGUAUGUGGUAAUAGCCCACAGAAUAAGUGCAUCCAUAUGUAUAAUCCAAAAGAUUUUGAGAGAGAGAGAAGUGAUCUUAAUGUUGUCACCUACAAUACCUGUUUUUUAAGAGGGUCAUCGGGUUCACCUGUGUUUACCAAAGAUGGGCAUCUUGUUGCUUUGCAUGCUGCUGGAUUUGCUUAUAAAAUGGGAAGCAAAGAGUGCAGCAUAAUUGAAUAUGGCUAUUUAAUGCAUGAAAUUUUUUCAAAAAUUCAAUCCGAAUUUAAAGAUUGGUAUGAUACUUUAAUUGCUCCUGAGGCAAGGGAAGAUAGCUCACAUGGGGAUGCACGUAUGAGUGAGGCAGCGGAGGAAAUGGAUUGUAGUUCUUAUCAGUCCACUUCUCCAAAAAAUGAAAUUGCUUGAGGGAAAGUUAUCUGCCAAGGUUCUGCUUUCUUUGACAGAUACAUUUAUUUUCAAAUAUACAGGCUGAACAUAGCUGCCACUCUACAUUAAAUUUUUCAACCAAUGCCUCACAGUUUAGUGUCCAUUGCAUUUUUAGAGCUCCCAGUAGCAUACAUUCUUUUGUAGUUGUGUAUUUGUACUUCUUCCUUUAAAAGACACUGUCUUUUAUUAUUUGUGAGAGAAGAAGAGUGGAACUAAAGUGAGAUCGCAGUUGGUGACUUACAAAUUUUCUAGUAUUCUAGCCAAAAUGCUAAGUGAAGGGGGAGUGGGUUAGAUUACUAAGUCACAACUUUACUGUCUAGAGGGAUCAUGUGGAUUUUUUUGAUGGGUUCUCUAAUAGUUUCCAAGUUGCCCAUGCUACUUAUUUAACUGUAAUUUCCUAACUUUGAUCUUAUAUUUCAUAUUUACAAUUUAUGAUUGCCUUAGUCUAUCAUGGCAUGUAAUCAAUAAAGUUUUGGAUUCU